Molecule: messenger RNA, 1130 nt
Organism: Diprion similis
Lineage: Eukaryota; Metazoa; Arthropoda; Insecta; Hymenoptera; Diprionidae
Exons: 3
Coding region: 386-847 (153 amino acids)
Cellular component (GO): extracellular region
Molecular function (GO): hormone activity
Source: RefSeq, a predicted model, not a curated record
GGAAACAAAAAUGGAUCGUCGUAGAAAAAAGUCCCCCGGUCUGGUCGUACGCUCGUUUAUAGACGGUCAUUUAUUCGCUGGCUCCAGGGGAUGGACUCGUUGUGAUUGGCCUGCGCAGAGAGGGGUUGCGUAAACGAGCCCGCGUAUAUAUGGAGGGAUCCCGCCAGAAUCUGCCUUAAGCUCACCUACAACGGUGACAUCAGGAACAGGGGAGCUUGCAGACACACUGAUCAACUAUUCGACCACGAAACUUUGACUGGACGCUGAUCAACCGGACCAGGUACCACCGUUGAUAAAAGUCGUGCACCGCAUUCCGGCUAUCUGAAAACUUCUUGUGAACCUGUGAACCAGUGAACCGGAAAAAGCUACCUUGAUUUGGAUCGACAUGGUUGAACAGAAAAUGUCAGUUACAUUGAGCUUACUCUCGGGCCUGCUAAUACUGGUCACCUUGUAUCCGCUCUCUGUCCAUGGUGAGCCUGACCCAAUGGCACGACCCACCAGGCCCAAAGUAUUUACGAGUGCCGAUGAACUUCGACGAUAUCUUGAUCUGGUCAAGGACUAUUAUUCUCUGAAUGGAAAGGCCAGAUACGGGAAACGGGCGCAAAUUUUUCCAGCCACCGAAAAUCCAUGGGACAUUAUGCGAGGAGGUUUUCCUCUUCGGCAACAAAAAUUUGAGCAGAAAUUACAACAUGAGAUGGAAAAUCUUUCUAAGCAUGAAUUACAAAAAGGAAUUCAGUCCGAACUGCAAGAACCACAGCAACUUGAGCCCAGACAAUUCCAACAUGGCGGAUCACAACUAUCCUAUUUAUACGACGCAAUGGCUAAAUACUAUGAUGAAUUACAGUAGUUACCCUAUAAGGACAAAAUCUAUUGUUCAAUUUAAGCAAACUGUUGACAUAGUUGAAUUAUCGAGGCUUGUUAUAAAUUCUGUAAAUUUUACGUCCGUCUUGAAGUCACAGCCCACUUCCAUUUCUACUACUCUAGUUUUCACUCUUUUAGAACAGAAGAAAAAUCAAUCUUACUUUCCCGCCUUUUUGAAAGAUCUGUCUCGCUGAAAUCUGUAUUGGAGUAACAUACGUAUUAUAAUAUAUACUAACUAAAUAAGAUGUAAAAUAAACAAGAUGAGCAUC